Messenger RNA from Salvia splendens (bonfire salvia), 871 nucleotides. RefSeq names its product NDR1/HIN1-like protein 1. Bases 112 to 744 code for a protein of 210 amino acids. Lineage: Eukaryota; Viridiplantae; Streptophyta; Magnoliopsida; Lamiales; Lamiaceae. The transcript has a single exon. Gene Ontology annotation, cellular component: plasmodesma; plasma membrane. Gene Ontology annotation, biological process: defense response to other organism. The record is from RefSeq and is a predicted model, not a curated record.
CACCCAUUUUCAACACACACACACACAAUCACACCUCAUCUCAUCAAUAUAACCAAGCACACAAACACAUUCCCCAUUAUUCCCCUAAAAGAAAAGAAAAGAAAAGAAAAGAUGUCGUCAGAGAAAGUGUGCAGCCACCACAAGAGCAAGCGGCGGAAGGUCCUCCGCAAGUGCUGCGCGGCCCUCCUGGUGUUCAACUUCCUCCUCCUCCUCGUCAUCCUCCUCGUGUGGGCCAUCCUCCAGCCCAAAAAGCCCCGGUUCCUCCUCCAGGACGCCACCAUCUUCGCCCUCAACGUCUCCGCCGCCAACGUCAUCUCCACCACCGUCCAGAUCACCAUCCUCUCCCGCAACCCCAACUCCCGCAUCGGCGUCUACUACGACAAGCUCGACUCCUUCGCCACAUACCACAGCCAGCAGAUCACCUACUACACCGCCAUCCCCCCCGUCUACCAGGGCCACAAGGACGUCAACGUCUGGUCCCCGUUUCUCUACGGCAACUCCGUCCCCGUCGCCCCUUACAACGGCCUCGCCCUCGCCCAGGACCAGUCCAACGGCGCCAUCAAGCUCACCGUUAAAAUUAACGGCCGCGUCAAAUGGAAGGUCGGGUCGUUUGUCUCCGGGCGCUACCACCUCCACGUUUCCUGCCCCGCCUACAUCCCGCUUGGGAAUUCUAAAGCCAACGGAAUUGUGGUUGGUGCCGGAGUUAAGUAUCAGCUCUCGCUCAGCUGUAGCGUAAGUGUGUGACAUACGCCUAUACUUUUACUUAAAUUAUAUCCUUAAUAAUGUUGUUGUCUGUGUUUUAACUAUAUUGUGCACAUUUUUAUCUUUCGUACUACUACUGUGAAUUGGAAAAAACACCAGAAUUACUCCA